AUGAGUGAGGAUGAAGCUUACGAGAGCACUGUUGAGUGCAUAACAGGAAUUAUAUCCAAGGCUGUAUCAACCAAGGGAAUGAUGGAUGUAUACAGUUCCUUAUCUGAAGAAGGCAAAAGGGAAUUUGAGGUUGCUUACAGCGUCUCAUAUCAUCCCUGCUUGGUCAUCUUACAUGACUGCUAUAAUGGUGUAGCCUGUGGUAGUGGGAUGAGUAGUGUUCUCCUUGCUGGGAAUCCGCUUCUCUUUCAUGAAAAGGAUGGUCUGGUAGCUUUUCCAAUGAGUAAAAUUGAUCAAACACAUGCUUGGAUUGUUGGUGAACUAGUCCGAUCUGGCCAGCCAAGAGGGAGCUUAGUUCCACUGCAUCCUUUCACUUGUGGUGUCUUUAUGGCAUUAAUGAUGGCCCGGGUUGAAAUUUUGAGGAAGAAAGGGCAAUCGUACUCUGCAAUAAUCCAUGGAUCUGUAAUAGAGUCUGUGGAUUCCCUGAAUUCGCUUAUGCAUGCCCUUGAACGUUCUUAUAUGCUUGAUAACUGCUCUGCCACAGCAACAUUGGAAUCAAGGAAAUGGGCUCAUCUUUUUGACUAUUUUCUCAACCAGCGGGCAUUGGUGGCAGUGGACAAUGGUGCUCCUAUCAACCAUGAUCUCAUCAGUAACUUACUAUCAGAUCCUGUGCAUAGAGCCAUUGAAGUCUACGACCAAUUGACCUCCACCAUCAGCACUCGAGUGCCAUCAGAUAUUGGGUCUGUGCGACCUGAGUUAGGCCAAUCUAGCAACUGA
Dovyalis caffra is the source of this 774-nucleotide messenger RNA. The record is from the annotation of a GenBank genome assembly. NCBI's taxonomy places the organism in Eukaryota, Viridiplantae, Streptophyta, Magnoliopsida, Malpighiales, Salicaceae.